Molecule: messenger RNA, 1591 nt
Organism: Aspergillus sclerotioniger CBS 115572
Lineage: Eukaryota; Fungi; Ascomycota; Eurotiomycetes; Eurotiales; Aspergillaceae
Product: aurora family serine/threonine-protein kinase
Exons: 3
Coding region: 308-1591 (427 amino acids)
Biological process (GO): mitotic spindle organization; protein phosphorylation; regulation of cytokinesis
Cellular component (GO): spindle microtubule; spindle pole centrosome; spindle midzone
Molecular function (GO): ATP binding; protein kinase activity
Source: RefSeq, a predicted model, not a curated record
CUAUCGCAAACGAAGGUCCUUUCAACCCAUUGUCGUCCACAAGAAACUUUUCAAGUCGCCUUUCUAGAAAAAGUCAAUCCCCUGAUGACCAUCUCGUUUCAUUGAACUCGAACAACGGUGAAACAACAGCUACACCAGUAUGGCAACUAAGACGCUUGAGGCUCGUCUCAGGCAUCUGUCUGUUCAUGAUGAGAACGACAGGCAUGAGGGAACCAUUUCACACCAGAAGUCCAAGGAUACAGCCACCAGCACACGUUCAUCCGAUUGAGUCGGGCCGCCGGAAAGCUCCAGGUCUUUCGCUUCCCAGAUGACUCAAGCCAAAAGCGGACAAUCACCUCGGCGAACUCGAAAGCCCCUCUCGGUUGUUUUGACACAAAUACCUAAUAAAGCGGCCAAGGCGGAAAAAAACGACAUCACCAGUAUCAAGAAACAAAGCACAGUCGCCAGCCAUGUCAUCUCCCAAGUGGCCCAAGCCAAAGGCGAGGAACCCUAUUCUUGGGAUCGACAACCCUUCGCUGUGGUCAUUGUGUCGCAGAAAUCAUCAAAUAUAACGUCCGAGACAAAAGAACAUCAUGUUGGUGAUGCCAAGCGACAAAACACCGUCGCCAAACAUGGCGCUUCCCAAGUAGUUCAAGCCAAAGGCGGACGACCUCUUUCCCUGGUUCGACGCACUCUCUCUACAUCCAACGCCACGGUGAAGGCAGAAGAGCACCCCAUUCAGAUUAUCACACAACCCGUCCCCAAGCUAUUCCAUCUAGGCAUGUUUGAGAUUGGCAGGCCCCUAGGAAAGGGAAAUUUUGGACGGGUAUAUCUUGCACGAGAGCGACAGACCGGGUUUGUUUGUGCGUUAAAGGUACUACACAAGGAUGAGAUCCAACAGGGAAGAAUCGAGAAACAGGUGGCUCGUGAAAUUGAGAUUCAGAGCAAUCUGCGCCACCCCAAUAUCCUACAACUAUACGGCCACUUCCACGAUCGGAAGCGAAUAAUCUUGAUUCUCGAGUAUGCUGGCAAAGGGGAACUAUACAACCAUUUGCAGAGAGAGAAUCGUUUCCCCGAGUGGAUGGCAGCUCAAUACAUUGCACAAAUGGCGAGUGCAUUACGAUAUUUACAUCGCAAACAUGUCAUUCACAGGGAUGUUAAGCCUGAGAAUAUUCUUGUUGGUCUGCACGGAGAGUUGAAGAUGUCGGACUUUGGCUGGAGUGUUCAUGCGCCAAGUGGGCGCAGGCUCACGAAGUGUGGAACACUGGACUACUUGCCUCCCGAGAUGGUCGAUCCGAAGAGAUACGAGAAACCUUAUGAUGAAAAGGUGGACCUAUGGGCCCUAGGGGUUUUGAUGUACGAGCUUUUGGUUGGAAGCGCACCUUUUGAGGAUACACCUGUUAUGACACAGCGGAGAAUCGCCAGGGGGGAUAUGACGAUUCCUUCUUUUGUCAGCUCUGAAGCCAAGGACCUUAUCAAGAAGCUACUGGUGGUUGAUUCGGAUCAGUGGAUUUCUUUGGAACAAGUCCGACAACACCCCUGGAUUGUCAAACACUGCGAGGGCGCGGAAAAACAAGAUGAUAAGUCCAGUCGAGUUAUUAGUAGACGGUAG